AUGCUAAAUAGAGUUGAAGAGAAGCUCCUUGCGUACCACAAGCCCACAAAAAAAGAACUCCGAAUGAUUUGCUCAAGAGCCAUGGACAUUCUUCUGCUGGAACAAAAUAUUGUCCGAAUAGAGCCACCUGUUGUAGUCUGCGGGGACAUACACGGACAGUACGACGAUCUCCUCACUAUUUUCAAAAUAAAUGGGACACCAAAGAAAACAAAAUACGUCUUUCUCGGUGACUAUGUGGACAGAGGAUUCAGCUCGGUUGAGACAAUCUCUCUUCUUCUCCUCUACAAAGUUAUGUAUCCGCAGAACAUUGUCCUACUGCGGGGAAACCACGAGUCCAGAGAAUUAACGGAAACAUACGGACUCUACAAAGAGAUAUGCACAAAGUACGUUUCUCUUGACAUCUGGAAGCUUCUGUGCGAGACCUUCACUUUCCUUCCUAUUUCUGCUCUUGUUGGAAGCCGUAUAUUCUGUGUGCAUGCGGGCAUUUCUCCAUAUGCUCUGACAUUUGACAAAAUACUGCGGAUUAACAGAUUCAUGGAGAUUCCGGCAUCUGGGCCCAUGACAGACAUGCUGUGGAGUGACCCUGGGAUAUACCCGGGGCACUAUCCCAGCGACAGAGGGGCUGGAUACAUCAUUGGCCCUGACAUUGUGCAAAAGUUUCUUGCUCUGAAUGACGUGCAUAUUAUAUGCCGGUCGCACCAGCUGGUAAAUGAAGGAUACAAAUUUGCAUACAACAAUAGAGAACUCGUCACUGUGUGGAGUGCGCCCAACUACUGCAACCGCAUGGGGAACAAGGCGACCUUUUUGAAGAUAGGAAAGAACCUGCGCGUAGAUGACGAUUCGUUUGUUUUUUUCGAGCAAGUGCUCAAGCCCACAAAGGAGAUAAGAACUCUUCCUUAUUUUCAUUAA
This is a messenger RNA of Nematocida minor, 909 nucleotides long. Its product is annotated as serine/threonine-protein phosphatase 4 catalytic subunit. Gene Ontology annotation, molecular function: protein serine/threonine phosphatase activity. Bases 1 to 909 code for a protein of 302 amino acids. Gene Ontology annotation, biological process: peptidyl-serine dephosphorylation. The transcript has a single exon. Lineage: Eukaryota; Fungi; Microsporidia. Gene Ontology annotation, cellular component: cytoplasm. The record is from RefSeq and is a predicted model, not a curated record.